AGGACCAACCGGUGUCGUUCAGCCUCGCUGCUCGUCUCGUCCUUCCGGUGCCCCCCGUCGCCCCACUCCCUCCCGACGCUAGCACCGUCGGGCUUGGCUGUGGGAGCGUAAUGGCGGUGCACCGGGGACCCUCUACGAAAUGGCUCUUCACCCGGGAGCAGCUCGAAAACACGCCGUCACGACGCGGCGGAAUAGAGGCGGACCGGGAGCUUUCUUACCGGCAGCAGGCCGCCAACUUAAUCCAAGACAUAGGCCAGAGACUCAACGUGUCUCAACUGAUUAUCAACACUGCGAUAGUCUACAUGCACAGAUUUUAUAUGAUCCACUCCUUCAGCAAAUUCCAUAGAAACGUCAUUUCUCAGACAACGUUGUUCCUGGCAGCAAAAGUUGAGGAGCAGCCCAGAAAGCUGGAGCAUGUCAUUAAAAUAGCCCACGCCUGCAUUAACCCACAAGAGCCAGCUGUAGACACUAAGAGCAACGCAUUCCAGCAGCAGACACAAGAGCUUGUAGCCCUGGAAACGAUAGUGCUGCAAACGCUGGGUUUUGAAAUAACAAUUGAUCAUCCACACACAGAUGUGGUGAGGUGUUCCCAGCUAGUGCGAGCGAGCAAGGAUUUGGCACAGACUUCUUAUUUCAUGGCUACCAACAGGUUAUUAUCCUGUUCCCAUUAUUGCACUUUAAUGGCACACUAUAACUUCCUGUCCUGCAGGGCCCCCCUUCCUGUGUCCAACGCCCUGUUUGCGACCUGGGUCCCCGGGAACCCCCCAGUGUGGGGCAGUACCGGCCAGGCCGCAGUGUGCGGUGUAUUGUACAAGGGCUCCCUGUUGGCACAUAGGGGUUGAAUGCACAAUGUGGAGUGUAG
This is a messenger RNA of Pungitius pungitius (ninespine stickleback), 862 nucleotides long. RefSeq names its product cyclin-T2-like. Bases 111 to 842 code for a protein of 243 amino acids. Lineage: Eukaryota; Metazoa; Chordata; Actinopteri; Perciformes; Gasterosteidae. The record is from RefSeq and is a predicted model, not a curated record. Gene Ontology annotation, cellular component: cyclin/CDK positive transcription elongation factor complex; nucleus. Gene Ontology annotation, biological process: positive regulation of DNA-templated transcription, elongation; regulation of transcription by RNA polymerase II. Gene Ontology annotation, molecular function: cyclin-dependent protein serine/threonine kinase activator activity. The transcript has 6 exons.